Messenger RNA from Labeo rohita (rohu), 2888 nucleotides. RefSeq names its product G protein-coupled receptor 31 (gene gpr31). Gene Ontology annotation, cellular component: membrane. Lineage: Eukaryota; Metazoa; Chordata; Actinopteri; Cypriniformes; Cyprinidae. The record is from RefSeq and is a predicted model, not a curated record. Gene Ontology annotation, biological process: G protein-coupled receptor signaling pathway. Gene Ontology annotation, molecular function: G protein-coupled receptor activity. Bases 361 to 1311 code for a protein of 316 amino acids. The transcript has a single exon.
AUCUUUGCAAAUACACAUGACUGUAUGUCCUUGGCUACUUUUUUUUAAAGUGCGCAUUCGCUUUGUUUAUUGUGUCAGGCCUUCUUGACACUUGAUCUUAUCAGUGACACUCACUGAGUGCUCUAUAAAAGAUUUAAACAUUAGUUGUCUUUGAUGACGGCUUGUUUUUUGUCUUUUUCACUGCAGUUCGUGACAUCAGGCAUUUGAAUUCUCAACAAGUAGAGACUUGAAAGCUCCAGCAGAGGAGGUGCUUUGCAUUAAAGUCUGAGCAGCUUUAAAAUGCUCUGCUUUGGUAAAAUGGACAUUCAAAAGUGUGUCGUCUACUUACAUUAGAAAUCAUUUUGGACCAGGAAUCAAAAUAUGGAUAAUACGAACAACGGAACAGUGGAAAAUUGUCAGGUCCACAUUGACCAAAACCGAGCGCUGUAUAUUUUCUACUCUUCUGUGGUAGUGGUGGAGUUUAUCUUGGGACUCCUACUGAACAUUACAGUCAUCCAUCUCUUCGUCUUCAAGCUCAAGUUCUGGAAGUCUAAAACCAUUGACAUUUUCCUGUUCAACCUGGUCCUGGCUGACAUUUUGCUGCUGAUUGGAUUGCCUAUGAAGGCAUAUAACUUUCAUCAAUGCAGUGAACAGAUGGUGGUAUGCAAAGUACAGCUCUUUCUGCAGUUUCUCAACCGAGGAGCCAGCAUCGCCUUCUUGACGGUCAUCUUUAUUUAUCGCUAUUUUAGCGUAGUCCAACCGGUGAAGAGGAAAGACCUGAGGAUUUUGAAAAAAUCGCCCCAGAUUUCUGUAUUCAUCUGGGUGCUGUUGGGAAUUUUGACCAUUCCAGCCAUGUUGCAAAGUUUUAUCCGAUGCAACAGCAGCGAAAAAGAUGAGGAACUAAGCCCCAUUGUUCUACUGAGGGAAAUUGUGUUUUUUACUCAGAUUUUCAUCCCCUUUUUUGUUCUUGUGUACUGCUCGAUACUGAUUAUCAGAAGACUCAAACAGAAGUCGGUGGGCGACAAGACUAAACUCCGGAAAGUGUUCCUUGUCACUGCGAUGGUUCUCGUCUUUGCUAUCUGCUUCUUGCCGUAUGCCAUUACAAGAGCGGUGCAGUUAAAAAUCAAUGGGCCCGUGAUGGCAGAGGAAAAAGAUACUGUCGUUAAACUGUACGAUGGGCUUGUUUGUCUCUCUUAUCUGAAUUGUCUGCUGGAUCCGAUCCUGUACUGCCUGAGCAGCAGUAAAUUUAAGAAGUUAUACAUAUCAAUGUAUCUCCCCUUCUUGCUGGAGAAUCAACAACCGGAAAGUUCAGAAGACACUGCAGAUGACUGAACUAAGUAAAAAAGAACAUGCUUUGAAAAGGAUGUUGGGAGAAUUGCUUGCAAUUUGCUUUUUUAAGUCAUUUUGAAUAGUAAAUGGGUAGUUGACACAGUAUUGUGUCAAAGAUUUUUAUUUUUUUUUUUUUUUAAAAUGUUUUUUUUUUAUCAAAGUCUGGAUUUUAGAUUUUAGGAAUUACAUUUUUUUUUUUAAUUUUACAAUUUAUAGGAAUGUAUAUAGUCAAACCAAAAAUUAUUCAGACACCUGAAGGAUCAGAAAAUCCUCAAAUGCAAACUGUGUGUGUUUUGCCUCAGAGCAACCAUACAUUUGUGUUGUGUCUUGCUUUCUUUUUAUAUAUUCUUCAUUUAUUCUUCAUUCAUUUAUUCAUUUAUAAUCAUUAAUCAUUUCAUCAUUUUAUUAUUCCAUUUCAUCAUAUAAUCAUUUAUAAUAGUCAUUUAUAUAUUCAAUUUAUUGAUUCAUUAAUUGAUUAGUCAUUUAUAUUAUAUUAUAGUUGUUUUUUAUAUAGUUUUUCCAUUGUUGUUUAGUCUUAUGACUGUGUAGCUUCAAAUGCUGUUUGGUACUGGAUAAUGAUACUGGACAAACUGAUAUUUUCUGACGGGAUCUGGCAUCCAGGGCUGGAUUUUAAUAGUCUAGGCAUGGAGACAGCGUUCUAAUAACCAGAUAUAAUUCUUGAUAUUUUUUUUUACUAGUGGGUGCAGGACACUAUAUGUUCAUUUAUGUAGGUGAGGAUAGCAAAAUGAAGUUAACUGUGACAUAAUAUAACCAAAAAUUAUUCAUACAGUGAACUACCAGUAAAAUUGAAAAAAAAAAAAAAUUGGAACCAAAAAUUUGAUUUGACACUUUGACCUGACCAUACCUUUCUAUAAAAGUUUACAGUUUAAAGUUUUCACAGUUUAACUCUAAAUUCUUGUCAUAUUUUAUUACCAUUUUCUAAACUACAGCAAAUACACUGUGAUAAUGUCAGAAAUGUUGAAGGUGUCUGAAUACAUUUUGGUUUUACUGUAAAUUGCAGAAACAUAUAUAUAUUAGGCACUGUGACCAUUUUAAAUCACAUUUGUUUUCUGCCUUCAGUAGUUUUUUUUAAAUUGCCCUGCAGUGUGACAGAUGUACAAAUAGUCUGUGUAGUCAUUAUAAAAUUCAGUGCAUUACCUAUAUUAUUUUAGUACUUAACAAUAAAUGAUAUGAGGUCAUGAAAGCUGAAUGCAUGCACAAUAAUGACAAAAAUAUUAGCCAUAUGCCUUUAAAAAUAUUUUUAGAUGAAGUAGCAUGUCAAUUUAUUUUUUAAUUCACCUUCUGUUUAUGUGUCUUGCUUAUGUUGAUUUAUGAUUUGUUGUCUGGAAACUGGAAACUUACGAUUUAUGGAACUUCUCUGUCAGGCACAGAGAAUGAACUGUGCAAGAUUUAAUUUUUUAAUUGCAUUUCAUUUUUUUUUUGCAUGUGUAGUUAUGAUUUGACUACUGAUAUGUAUAGAACAUGGUAUCUCAAAUUGAAUUUUAUUUCCGCACUAUUGUAAAUGUACAUUUGUCUAAAGACCAUAAAGAUAAAGGACUUUUUGAUUCUUACCAUUGGUG